Messenger RNA from Vicia villosa (hairy vetch), 3212 nucleotides. Its product is annotated as sucrose transport protein SUC3-like. Lineage: Eukaryota; Viridiplantae; Streptophyta; Magnoliopsida; Fabales; Fabaceae. The transcript has 14 exons. Bases 302 to 2092 code for a protein of 596 amino acids. Gene Ontology annotation, molecular function: sucrose:proton symporter activity. Gene Ontology annotation, cellular component: membrane. The record is from RefSeq and is a predicted model, not a curated record.
AUCAAAAGUAGAUCUUCAUAGUAAACUAUGGACCCACAUAGCUUAACUGGUGCCACGUGGCAUCAAAAGUAGGAGACAAGGAACCAUCCUUGACGCUGCUGCAACGUAGCAGAUCUCGCUAGCAACCAUGGUAGCAUUCAACCCCCCAUCUUCUUCUUCACCCGCCCCUAUUCUCUGACUUUCUCUCUUUUCCACGAUCCCAUUCCCAUUUUCCCCUCAAAACAAAACUACAAACCCUAAAUAUCUCCAACCAUUCCAUUUCGUUAACUCGAUCUGAGUGAAUGUUCAGAACACCGUCGCAAUGGCGGGAAAGUCUGACGCAGUAUCGAUCCACGUUCCUUACAAGAAUCUAAGGAACGCUUCUUCCGCCGCCGAGGUCGAACUCGUCGGCUUAGAUGAACCUCGUCACCGGAUCGACCUCAAUUCGCCGCGCUCCGAUCAAGUACCGCCCAAAAAUAACGCCUCCAUUGUUCACCUCGUUCUCAGUUGCACUGUCGCUGCCGGUGUUCAGUUUGGUUGGGCUUUGCAGCUUUCUCUUCUCACACCUUACAUUCAGACGUUGGGAAUAGGACAUGCGUUUUCUUCAUUUAUUUGGCUUUGUGGCCCCAUUACAGGCCUUGUGGUUCAACCCUGUGUUGGUAUUUGGAGUGAUAAAUGUACUUCAAAGUUUGGGAGAAGACGGCCAUUCAUUCUUGCAGGAUCUCUUAUGAUCUCCUUGGCUGUGAUAUUGAUCGGGUUUUCUGCAGACAUUGGAUAUUUAUUAGGGGAUACAAAAGAGCAUUGCAGUACAUUUAAAGGGACUCGAACAAGGGCUGCUGUUGUAUUUAUUCUUGGGUUCUGGAUGCUGGACCUUGCCAACAACACAGUACAGGGGCCAGCUAGAGCACUUUUGGCAGAUCUGUCGGGUCCUGAUCAACGCAAUGUAUCAAAUGCUGUCUUUUGCUCAUGGAUGGCAGUGGGAAACAUUCUAGGAUAUUCUUCUGGUGCUAGUGGAAAGUGGAACAAAUGGUUCCCUUUCUUAACAACUAAUGCUUGCUGUGAGGCCUGUGGCAAUCUUAAGGCAGCAUUUCUUGUUGCUGUGGUGUUUUUGACAUUAUGCACACUUGUAACCCUAUAUUUUGCUGAUGAAAUUCCCCUUACUACUGCAAGUCAACAUCACCGUUUAUCAGAUUCUGCUCCUUUAUUGGAUGAACAACAAAAUGGCAUUGAAUUUUCUAAAUCAAAGCCUUUAUCUAUAAAUGAGUCCAAUGGUGAGACAAGAGAGGAUCAUUCCGAGGAAGUUGUAAACCUGAAGCAUGAGAGUUUCAAUGCCGGUGAAGAUCAUAAUGAAAAUUUAAUGGAUGGGCCUGGAGCAGUAUUGGUUAACUUGUUAACAAGUUUAAGGCAUUUGCCACCUGCUAUGCAUUCAGUGCUGGUUGUAAUGGCUCUCACUUGGUUGUCAUGGUUUCCAUUCUUUCUGUUUGAUACGGAUUGGAUGGGGAGAGAGGUUUAUCACGGGGAUCCAAAAGGAACUGCUUCUGAAAUAAAUCUUUAUGAUCAAGGUGUUAGAGAAGGUGCAUUUGGUUUGCUAUUGAAUUCUGUUGUGCUUGGAAUUAGCUCUUUUUUAAUUGAACCAAUGUGUAAGUGGAUGGGUGCAAGAUCAGUAUGGGCAGUGAGCAAUUUUGUUGUCUUUGUUUGCAUGGCUGGCACUGCUAUCAUUAGUCUAAUUUCUGUCCACGAUUAUACCGGAGGAAUAGAACAUGCGAUUGGAGCAAGUGAGGGAAUCAAGGUUGCUUCCUUGGUUGUCUUUAUUCUGCUUGGAUUUCCACUUGCGAUUACCUACAGUGUUCCAUUUGCUGUUACAGCAGAAUUGACUGCUGAUUCAGGUGGUGGCCAAGGAUUGGCUAUAGGAGUUCUAAAUCUUGCAAUUGUUGCUCCACAGAUGAUUAUAUCCCUUGGUUCUGGUCCAUGGGAUGCUCUCUUUGGUGGUGGCAAUAUUCCUGCCUUUGUUUUGGCCUCCGUCUGUGCUCUCGCCGGUGGCAUUUAUGCAUUUCUAAAACUGCCAAAUCUUUCUAGCAAUGCCUUCAAGUCAUCCGGAUUUCAUUUUGGCUAGCUGUUGGAAGAUCUAAUCUGGUAAAGUUUUUAACGUGUACAUGGUCCUCAGAAAUUGGAAUAACAUGAAUAGUUUGGAGAGCUGGCAAGAUGAUAUUGUGUUAUGUUGCUUUCCAAUACAUACACAGAAAGGCACAUUCUGCAUUCCAUAUUAAAAUUCAUUCAUUCUUCCUCCCACAUUGUGGGUGUUGUAUUGUAUGUAAUAUAUUAUAAAGGCUGCACAAUAGAAGAAAGCUUAGGAGCAUAUAGUAACACACACAUUUGUAAUCACCAUUAUUCAAUCAAUUAGUGAUUACAAAAUGAUGAGAUCAAUUUUGAGAGUAAAUCUUGUGACUUGGGUUCACACUUGUUAAGGUGAAUGGAGCACCUGUUAAGAUAAUUUUGUUAAAAUAGCGCGAUGAACGCCGUAAGUUGUCUGAAAGCAAAUCUUAAAGGAAUGUAUAAUGUAAGUCCAUGUAUUAGUUAUGUAUAUGAUAUAUGUAUUCUUGUAAGCAAGACUUAGAAAUGCAAAAGUAUGCCGAGGGUAAAGGUUUUUUGCUGUUGAGAAAAACACAUUUAUCAAAAGGCAAGACCCAUAGUCAAAAUGGGUAGGGCUACAAUUGUAAGAAGUUUCUUGGGGACGAACUUUUCUUUUAUCUGCAGGUCUAUUUCUUGACAAAAAACGUUUUUUAAUUUCCAUAUAGAAAUGUUCUUUUAAUAAUUCGUGUGUUUCCUAUAACAUAUUGAGAGCGGGUUGAUUAUGUUCAUUUAUUGAGAUAAAGCUGAAUUGUUUUUUCCAGUUUUUAGUAAGGGAGUUUUCCAAUCCACUUUCAAUAAUGUGUGAGGAUUUUAUCGGAAUGAUUUUUUUCCGGUGUAUUUCAUGUUAAAAUAUUCUAUCUCUGUUCAUAUAUAUUUCAUUUUUCAGGUUUAUUAAAUAAUUAAUGUUAAACUGUCAAAUAGUCCGGUCUGGCCUAGUCCGCUUCGGCCCAGUGGGUUAAUAUGUUUAACUAGAUUGACCCCGCCCAAUUGCUUAAUGAGCUACAUAAAAUAAAUUUGGUCUGAUUUUCAAAGGCCCAUAAAACCUGAUGGGUCAGCCCGACUAGUAUUUCAAUAUUAUUGUUUUAAUUUUAUAAAAAAGAUGU